AUGGGCGACAUGGAGUCCUACAAGGUGAUGCUGAACGGGCCAGCACCCUGGGGCUUCAGGCUGCAGGGAGGGAAGGAUUUCAGCAUGCCCCUCUCCAUCUCCAGGCUGACGCCGGGCGGGAAGGCGGCCCAGGCUGGCGUGGGAGUAGGAGACUGGGUGCUGCACAUCGACGGGGAGAGCACCAGCUCCAUGACGCACAUCGAGGCCCAGAACAGGAUCCGCGCCUGUGGGGACAGGCUGUGCCUCACCCUGAGCAGAGCCCAGAACCACCUGGGGAAGCCGCAGAAGGACUCACUCCCCUGCUCUGAACCCCUGAAAUAUAACUUCGCUCCCAGCACCGCCCUCAACAAAACAGCUCGGCCCUUCGGGGCCGGCUUGCCUCCGAACCCACGGCCCGGGCUGGUGACGAAACCCGUGACGUAUGUGCCCCUGGCGCCCACCUGCACCCCCCAGCACAAUGGCCAGGUCUCCGUGCUGGACCCGUCCCCAGGAGCAGCGAUGAAGACAGAGCCAGGACUGGCCCCCAGGACCCCUGCCGCCACUCCCGGCCCUGCCAGCCGCCCACCCUGGGCUGUGGACCCCUCGUUUGCUGAGCGCUAUGCCCCAGACAAGACGAGCACAGUGGUGAGCAAGCACAGCCAGCCGGCCACGCCGACCCCCAUGCAGAACCGCAGCUCCAUCGUCCAGGCGGCGCAGCAGGCCCCCGAAGGGCCCGGCCGCACACCCCUCUGCUACAAGUGCAACAAGGUCAUCAGGGGACGCUACCUGGUGGCACUGGGACAUUAUUACCACCCCGAGGAGUUCACCUGCUGCCAGUGCAGGAAGGUGCUGGAUGAGGGUGGCUUCUUCGAGGAGAAGGGCUCCAUCUUCUGCCCUAAGUGCUAUGACACACGCUACGCGCCCAGCUGCGCCAAGUGCAAGAAGAAGAUCACCGGGGAGGUCAUGCACGCACUGAAGAUGACCUGGCACGUGCAGUGCUUCACCUGUGCUGCCUGCAAAACUCCCAUCCGCAACCGUGCCUUCUACAUGGAGGAGGGACAACCCUACUGCGAGAGAGACUAUGAGAAGAUGUUUGGCACCAAGUGCCGCGGCUGUGACUUCAAGAUUGAUGCUGGGGACCGGUUCCUGGAGGCGCUGGGGUUCAGCUGGCACGACACUUGCUUCGUCUGUGCGAUCUGCCAGACCAACCUGGAAGGGAAGACGUUCUACUCCAAGAAGGACAAGCCGCUCUGCAAGAGCCACGCUUUCUCCCACGUGUGAGGGGUGGGACUUCAGCUGUGCCCACGCGUGUCCCUGGCCCUGCAUGCUCCUCUCCCCCUCCCCUGCUGCCCCCAGGGAGCCAGGCUGGUCCCUCACCCUUUCCCCUUGCUCCUGCCUCUUUCCUGGCAGCUCCUGGCCUGGCCCCGGCCAGAGGCGGCCCUCAGCCCAGAGCCCCUUAUAGCUGGGUGCUUCUUCAGCAUCCCCCGGCUGGCCCUAAGAGCCCCUGGGAAGGGGAUGCUGCAUGGUUCUCCUGCCCCCGAGCCACACAGCGCUGUGGCUGCGGCCAUGCUGAGGGUGGAGGUGGGGGGGGGCUUG
Charadrius vociferus (killdeer) is the source of this 1575-nucleotide messenger RNA. RefSeq names its product PDZ and LIM domain 7 (enigma) (gene PDLIM7). Gene Ontology annotation, biological process: heart development; actin cytoskeleton organization; muscle structure development. The record is from RefSeq and is a predicted model, not a curated record. Lineage: Eukaryota; Metazoa; Chordata; Aves; Charadriiformes; Charadriidae. The transcript has 10 exons. The coding region runs from base 1 to 1260 and encodes 419 amino acids. Gene Ontology annotation, molecular function: muscle alpha-actinin binding; actin binding. Gene Ontology annotation, cellular component: Z disc; stress fiber; filamentous actin.